This is a messenger RNA of Aegilops tauschii subsp. strangulata, 1699 nucleotides long. RefSeq lists its product as uncharacterized. Lineage: Eukaryota; Viridiplantae; Streptophyta; Magnoliopsida; Poales; Poaceae. The record is from RefSeq and is a predicted model, not a curated record.
GCCAGAGUAACGGCUCACACCACCGCCCGCAGAAAAGCCAAAGCCCCCACCGGAGAAGACACACAGGCGCAGAGCAGGAGCCAGCCCACCACAGCGAGAACCACCGCCCCUCUUUCUCCUUCUCUCUCUCUCUCUGCCGGGCCGGAGACUGCACGAGCGCGGGCGCGGGCGGGCGGGGCGCGCGCGGGCGCGGAGGGGCGAGAGGAUGGAGUCCAUGGAGCCCAUGGACAUCGACUGGAACAGGGUGGUGUCGCGCUUCGUGCUGGACGAGACCUACGAGGGCAUCGAGGCGCCGCACUGGGCCGACCUCGCCGACCCCGAGGCCCGCACCGCCGCCGUCGACGACGACGCCUGGUUCUGCCGCCCCGAUUGCAAGCAUCCCAAGACGGCCGACGACUUCCUCGGGCACACCCCCAGCCCCAAGGCCAAGCUGCUGCGAUCAAUGUCCGCCAUGAUGCCCUUCGCCGAGAGGGACGCCAACCUCAGGGACGCCAAUAACAAUCUGAAGAGACGAGGCGCCGUCGCCGGCGGCACUGCCGCCUUUGCCUCGCCCACCAAGCCCAAGCCGCCGCCCAAGAAGAGGUUCCAGGACGACGCCGAGAACCAGGACCCCGCGCUGACCACGCCGCCCCCGGCGGCUGCCAGGCCGCCGUUCGGCGCGCAGCGCUGGGCCAAGAACGCCAAGGAGGCCAUCAAGUCCAGCGCGGAGAAGCGGCCGGACGUUGCUGAGAAGGAGGCGCUGCUCGGCAGGAACCCGGCGCCGAGGCAGCUCAAGAGCACUCUCUCGGCGAGGAACCUCUUCUCCGGGAAGGACAUACUUGGCCAGAUAUCGGAUUUCUACAAUGAGCUCAAGCAGCGGAUGGCCGGUGGCGGCAGCCAGCAGUGUGUCUCAGAGGACAUGGAGGAAAUGAGCCCACGCCCAAUAAACAGCAGUGAUGUGGUGGAGAAGGUGGAUUGUAGCAGCGGCGGCGGUGGUCGGGUUCUGCCGGACGCAGCGAAGAAGGUGGCGAGGCAAGGAACAGCAGAAAAGAGUCCAAGCCCAAUGAAGGGAAAGAAGAUUGGGUUGAAGGUGGAAGCAGGGAAGCAAAGAUCACCCUCUGUGUUGAAAGAGGUCAAGGCAACACCGCCUACUCCACAGCGGUUUCCAUCCCCCUAUGUAAACCGUGUCAAGAGCGUGAAAGCUGCAGGCGCAACAUCAAGCUCGCCACUCAAGAAGCCACUGAAGGAUAAGGUGACGCCUAAUAAGGAUCAGGAGAACAGCAGAGAUGCUAAGAGGCAACCUUUUGGGGUUAAAGAUAUGAACAACAACAGGGCUUAUGAGGCCGAAGAGAGCUCCAGUGGCGUGUUUUGGUUCUUGAAGCCCUGCACUUUCCUGGUGGAGUAGCAGCAAAAUAAUUCAGAGGCUUUAAAGCUACUGCAAUUCAUGUAGUUAGGAUCGAUUCUUUGUUUCAGUUUGAAAUACCCCCCAGUUUCUCCUAUUUGAUUGAUUCAUCUGAUGGACAUUCUGUCAGGCAAAUAAAUAGAAAGCAUAUGUAUAGUUACCAGUCAAGCCAUACAAGUUGAGAUAUUAAUAAUCCCAUGAGUAUAAUUCAAGAUAUAGAGAGAUGUUACUGCUCUUCUGCUAAUUGGUUGUUUGAGCAAAUGUACUAGAAAUGAUAUUAUUUUUCAAGAUAUAGAGAAAUGUUAUUGUUCUUCUUCA